Ruditapes philippinarum (Manila clam) is the source of this 1595-nucleotide messenger RNA. RefSeq lists its product as uncharacterized. Lineage: Eukaryota; Metazoa; Mollusca; Bivalvia; Venerida; Veneridae. The record is from RefSeq and is a predicted model, not a curated record. The transcript has 4 exons. The coding region runs from base 293 to 1528 and encodes 411 amino acids.
GAAGUCAAAAUCAAAAUCGGCAAAAACAAAAACGAUCAAGGUACAUGCAAAUUAUAAGUCAAGAAGAGGAAAAUUAGUCAGAAGCCGUUCUCAUAAACGUCGCCAAUGGGCUCAUAAAAAGUCACCAGUGAAAACUAAACAAAACGUUAAAGAAAAGAACGGCGUACCGAAUUUGCAAAAAUAUCUAUAUCGGGUGUGUAAUCAACUUGCUGAAUCAAGUGUCGAUAUUGCUACGGUUUAUCCGGCCAAUGCUCCUAAUAUUGCGAAAAAUCCGGUAUUGCUUUGUCUUACAAUGGAAGAAUGUCACCAUCUUCCACCAACAUUUAAGGGUUUUUCCGUGAUACAGAAACCGUUCUUUUCAAAAUCGACAGAAUCAGGAUCUUACAUUAAUGAGAAGUAUCAAUAUGAUUCACAAAGUUGUAAAGAGAUAGACGAAACAAUCGCUUUUCAUGCGGAAUCAUUGAUGAUGAAACACACAAACUUAGAAGCUAUCAAAAUGGGUUAUGUUCGCUCUUCAAAAUUUGGCAUACUACAUGAGCUACAAGAGCCAUGCAUUGUUUUACUUUGUCGCUGCAAAUCCUAUAUUCCAGUAAAUGAGCCUGAAUUCCCUAGACUACUAAAACAUCCAUCAUCUAAAACAUAUUACCCCACUGAUGUAAGGGAAGGCUAUUCUUCUUUGUGUUCUUCAUUAACUAGGAGUCCUUGUGAUUGGAAUAGGGAACUUGCAAUGGGCUGCAGCAUUGGACAAGAAAAUGGUGGACCCAGCGCUUCUCUCGGACCAUUUGUCAGCAUUAAGGAAACAAAUGAGCUUUGCUUCCUUACAGUUCGGCAUUUAUUUCAACCAUUAGACAUACCUGAUGGGAGACUUUUAGGAAUACAUGUAGUACAGCCGGCAGAUAGUGACUAUGGUUUGAGACACCAAAUGGCAUUGAAUAACCGACGGUGUGGCACCGUAAAAGUUGCAGAACUAAGUACCAAUAUCGAUGCUGCAUUGGUGGUGAUAAAACCGACUCGUACUCCGAGUAGAGGAUCUUUCGUUGGUAUACGACAGAGUGAUUUAGAUGACACAGGUUUUGCCCCGAGUUCCUAUCCAACUUACGAUGAUGGUUGUGUCAAAGAUGCAAGACAAUUUGUUGGACAUGACUACGCCCAUGACAGAGUUAUAAAAUUUGGCAAACAAACUGGUUUAACCAAGGGUGCUAUUCAGACUCGAAACAUGGCCGUGAGAUUAAGAGAUGACAUGGGACAUAUACAAUAUGGCGGUCGCAUUCAGAGUCGUUUAAUGCUAAAACAGCUUCAGGUAGACUCGUUUGCAAGGAAAAUCUUUUUCGAGCAAGGGGACUCUGGAUCUGCUGUUUUUUCUGUUGACAGAAAUAACAAACUGCACUGUAUAGGGAUGGCAAUUGGAGUAACGUCAGAUUACACGUGCAUUGUUACGCCUAUUCAAGAAAUAUUAGAAAGGCUAGGAAAGAAACUGGGAAGGACCUUAGAGUUGAAGGCAUUUCCAUCUGAAAGUAUGGAUUUUUAGAAAUUUAGAUGCUUAAUUAUUACUAGUAAUCCAUUUCUUCUGUAUAUUGUAUAUAUUAUUAUACAAU